AUGGAUUCGCAAGGGCAGUUGCAACGUACUCAUGGUCAUCAUCAUCAAGCAGAGGAACCUAUCAAGAUUCACCAUCCAGAGGAAGAAGGGCAUCAUGAGAAAGGACCAUCGAAAGUUUUAAAGAAAGUUAAAGAAAAAGCAAAGAAGAUAAAGAAUGUUCUUACUAAACAUGGACAUGGACAUGGUCAUGAACACGGACAUGGUCAUGAGCACGGUCAUGGAGAACAGCACAUCCCUGACGAUCAUGAUCUAGAUGAGGAAGAUACUGAAGAUUACGACGUAGGCCAACAAGUCCACGCUGGUGCACCAGCACGAGGAAAAGCUCAUCAUGGUCAUGAUCCGAUGAAGGAAGACAUAGUCCCUCCAGGGACAAAGGCUUUUCCGGUCGUGUCCUCUUCCCACGCUAAAGCCUCUGAGCCAAUCAGAGGAGUAGCCACCAACGCCUCUCACGGCCACGAAGCUCACGGACAUGAAGCUCUGCCUCAUCCUGCCUCUCACGGACAUGAAGCUCUGCCUCAUCCUGAAAGACGCUUAGGUGUGUCAGAAAAAGAAGAGAGAAAAGGCGUUUCUACUCUGACACCACAUAACACGCCUGUGUCUUUGCUCUCUGCUACAGAGGAUGUUACUAGAACGAUCACUCCUGGUGAACAACGCCGAGUUAACACCGAGAGAAACAGAGGAUUAGUGGAAGACUCGUCUGCACCAGGUAAAGGGAUGUCGAAUUAUCAGUCCAAAGUCACUGAUCCUACCGGAAAAGCUGGUGGAGAAGUUGGAGCAGGACAGACUGUCUCAGCUCUUUCGAGGUUGAUAGGAACGGAUAAAGAUGAUAAGUUAGGGCACGGAAGAGAUAUACCGGUGAGGAGCCACUUAGCGGCAGAGAAAGAGUUUCAGACAAGGAGCCAUGACUUUGGUGUGAAGUCAGGAGCUGCUUUGGGUAAAGAUUUUCCGACAGGAACUCAAACUAAACAAAACACUGAACGUUUUGAGCAACAGAGAGGAGAUCAUGAAACGCACCAGCAGGAUCAGAGCAGCUACACCGAUAAGAUCGCAUCAGUGACUUCAGUCGUAGCGGAUAAAGCUGCAGCGGCCAAAAACGCCGUCGCUUCAAAGCUUGGCUACUCCGAUGAAGGUGGAGACGUAAGACACGAGAUCCAUGUAGAAGGAGCUGACACUCCGAGCGAAGGAUACGGAACCAAGGUUGCAUCAAUGGUGACUCCAGUUUACGAGAAAGUCAAAGAAACAGGAGCUAACGUGAUACACAAGUUACCUUUCUCCGGCGAAACCGAGACACAACAAGGACAGGACAAAGGUGUCUCUGCAAAAGAAUACGUAGCGGAGAAACUAACUCCAGGGGAGGAAGACAAGGCUUUGUCUGAAGUGGUAACCGAGAAGCUUCAUCUCGGAGGAGACACGACGGAGACCCAUAAGAAGGGGAUAGUGACUCAAUCUAAGGAGGUUGAGGAAAGGUUAGGAGGGUUCCCGGAUCCUAAAUCGGAAGGAGCGACAAAACACGGUGAAAGAUUUGCUGAAGAAGGUGAAGGAGGGAUGGUGGAUAAGCUGAGAGGAGCUGUAACUUCGUGGAUCUUCGGUACGGCGGAGGAAGUGACUCAAAAGUCUACAGAGUCGGUUCAAGACUCUUCACAAUCUGUAGGCGCCACCAUUGGGAAUAUGGGAUUUUCCGGUUCGGGAGCUGAUGGGGCGGGUCAACGCAGCGGUGAGAAGCGUGGAUCUGUGCCUGUGCAGAAGAGGUUCCAAGAAAAUUGA
Messenger RNA from Eruca vesicaria subsp. sativa (arugula), 1764 nucleotides. The record is from the annotation of a GenBank genome assembly. Lineage: Eukaryota; Viridiplantae; Streptophyta; Magnoliopsida; Brassicales; Brassicaceae.